AUGCUCACAUCUGCUCGUCGGCUGGGUGUCCGCCGUGCGUUGGCCUUGCGUGCCGCUCAACAUGGCCAGCCCAUGAGGAGGCAGUCGUUUGGCUAUGGCGACCCUGCUCCCCCAAACAUGCCUGGCAUCGGAGGUGAGCAUCAGCUGUACCCUCCAGAGACAAUGCAGACCACUGCGAAGUAUUUUGCGGACAACAUGACCAAUGUCCCGAAGUACAAGGAAAUCAUUGAGGGAAUCGGCUAUCCUGGACAGAAGCAUUCGGCCGGAGGAGCUUUGCUGAUGGCCUGCCUGCUGGGCGUGAUACAGUAUGGAAUGGUCUAUGUGUUCGCUGUGAUUGCAGAUGACAUGGAAUCCUACUAUGAUCUCAAGGAGGGUGACGGGACAGAGCUCUUUGAUAUGCUCAACUUCGGUGCCUGUGCAUUCUCAUUUGUGCCGGGCUUGCUCUAUGAUUACUAUGGGGCAGCCGUUGCAAUGACCAUCGGCACCGUUAUCGGCGUCGUGCCUAUCAUCGGCCAAUUAGACUGGUCGAAGAUCUUCCCUUCCUUAGACACCUUGACAGGCCUGAAGGUGAGCUAUGCUAUUUUUGGCAUGGCGGAGGCCUUUUUCAGCACCAUCGCGACAUUUGCGCCUUUGGAAGCGUUCCCUGUUCAGUACGUAGGGGCGGUCUCUGCAGCAGUUCAGGUCAGCACAUCGCUGGGUGCCAGCAUUCAAUCCGAAGUGUACCUGCUCCUGAAGGACAACUUUACGAACUUCGUGCAAGUCUACUAUACCUACAUGCUUGUUUGCACCGUCGUAUGUGGUGGCCUCAUGGUAUGCGCUUUCUGGGAGAACAGCAAGCUUCUGCACAGAAGCAAGUCGAAUCUGGCGGACGACUUGGAACAACGCAGCUUACAGUCUUCUCUGUUCAGCAUGAAUUUCCUGUACAUGUGCUUACUCUUCUUGUUGGGAGUUGGGUUUGUCUUCAGCUACUUGGAUGCUGCAGGCGACAUCAAUGCAGCUGCUGGUUUGCCCGCCUCGCGAGCGACGUUAACGUUUGGUAUCUACGGUGCACUUGCGCGAGUUGUGGCCAACUGCGCAUUGGACUACACUCGCAGCAAGCCCAAUGGAGGUCCGUUGACAUACAUUGCCCUGUCACUGCUCUCGCUUGCUGCAGGCUUAGCGGCGGCUGGGACGCCAUCUGAUCCGGACACAGCGUCUGUCCAUGUCAUGAACCUGUUCUGCAGCCUGGGUGCUGGAGGCUUGCUCGGUGUUACACCACCCGCAUUGAGGCUGCUAUUUGGAUCUGGAUCUUUGGGUAUCAUCUACGGGCUGCUCUACCUCCUCACUGCUUUCGGAAUUCCUACUUGGGGCCUACUGCUUCCCAGCCAGGGAUGUACCACGGGAUGCUUCAGAGCUUAUUGCUGCACAGGUGCUGCUCUUUUUCCAGUUCUUGCCAUAGGCGCAUUGCUUCUCGGGCGAGGAGACGAUGCUUCACGAGGCUACGACUAUGGGCGCCCAGUGAUGCCGAAGGGAUGGUUUGCAAACUUCUUCUAUCCUCUGUGGGAGUUCGGCCACAUCGUCUUCGUGUGUGAUCGCUGGCUUGCUUGGCGUUUCCUCCGGCAUUUCAUGGGCUUUCUGACUCCUGACGGCAGUUUGCCUUUGCGGGGUGCCAGGCCGCUUUAG
Molecule: messenger RNA, 1662 nt
Organism: Symbiodinium necroappetens
Lineage: Eukaryota; Dinophyceae; Suessiales; Symbiodiniaceae
Source: the annotation of a GenBank genome assembly